Kazachstania africana CBS 2517 is the source of this 840-nucleotide messenger RNA. RefSeq lists its product as uncharacterized. Gene Ontology annotation, molecular function: palmitoyl-(protein) hydrolase activity. The transcript has a single exon. Gene Ontology annotation, cellular component: membrane. NCBI's taxonomy places the organism in Eukaryota, Fungi, Ascomycota, Saccharomycetes, Saccharomycetales, Saccharomycetaceae. The coding region runs from base 1 to 840 and encodes 279 amino acids. The record is from RefSeq and is a predicted model, not a curated record.
AUGAAAUGGUUCACAGGUGGUGUGUUUGCAUUGACAACUGUUUCUUUUGGCGCGCUGUACAUUUUUCAGAACAGACUAGUUUACCCAUCUUGGGCCCAAGGAGCUAGAAAAUAUGUGGAUACACCAGCUUCCAGAGGACUUCCUUAUGAACGUGUCGUAUUGGCUUCAAAAGACGGUGUACAAAUUGAAGCAUACGACCUUCAGAACAAAAACUCUACAUCCACAGUGUUGAUAUUAUGCCCUAACGCAGGAAACAUCGGCUAUUUUAUACCAGUCAUCGAGUUAUUCUACAAGCAGCUAGGCACAAGUGUCUUUAUUUAUUCAUACAGAGGAUAUGGUCAUUCUGAAGGUAGUCCCAGCGAGGCAGGACUGAAAAGAGAUGCUGAUAGAGUUCUGUCUUACCUUUCAACAAAUGAUUUCCAUAAAAAAAGAAAGUUGGUUCUGUAUGGCCGUUCACUGGGUGGAGCCAAUGCUAUUUACAUUGCAUCGAAAUUUGGUAAUUUAGUUGAUGGUGUCAUUCUUGAAAAUACCUUUUUAAGUAUCCGCAAAGUUAUCCCAUAUAUGUUUCCAAUUUUAAAGAGGUUGGCCUUCAUGUGCCAUGAAAUAUGGAACUCAGAGCAAGAGAUCAAAGGGAUUCCAGAAACUAUUUCGAUACUAUUUCUACGAGGCCUGAAAGAUGAAAUUGUACCUCCUCAUCAUAUGAAAAAAUUAUUUGAAAUAUGUCCAAGCAAGGAUAAGCGUAUCUUUGAAUUCCCAUUGGGUCAUCAUAAUGAUACAAUUCUCCAAGAUGGCUAUUGGGCUAUCAUAGAGGAAUUUUUGAGCAGCCAUGGGUUUAUAUGA